UAGGGGGACGUUACUUUUUUUUGGGAAGGGGGGCUACGAGUCCCAGACUCUCCCUGCCCGCCAGCUCACCCGACUGGGGGAUUCUGGGAGUUGUAGUCUUCUUGGGGCGGGAAAGGAACCUUUCCCAAGGCAUGAAACUCAGCUGGUGGCAGGCCGGAUAAAUGACCAUUGAUUUAAAAAAUCGAUUUAAAUAGAGAUUUAAAUUUUUUUAAAAUCGUAAAAAAACCCCACCCAAUUUAAAAAAAUGUAAAUCAUGAUUUAAAUAGAUUUUAUUUAAAUCGAAUUCACCCUGGUUGGUAUCAUAGGUCGCUAUCAUGGGCCACUGUCGUUUGUUUUUGCUUUGUAGGAAUGUUGUAUUUGACAGAAUGAUCCUACAUGGCACUGCCUCACCUACAGUCUGAUGUGGGACAAGCCCUGUGAACCGCCCCAGAAUUCUGCUGCAUCCUUUGGUUGUGUUUACAUAAAUCACAGUCUCAUCCAGUUUUUAAAUAAGUCUGCUUGUAAAUCAGGUUUAUUCUUAUCCUCACCUUGGAGAGAAGGGAAGGUGUUGAAGCUGAAAGACCAUUUGUUUGUAUAAGGCUAGUAAGUUCUCAGCAGAUGCAGAGUUGAAACCAGAAAUACCAGGGUCUCCACAUAAUCAGGAACACUGGAAUACACGCUGCUACUUUCAGAAACAGAAUCUGUAUAUAAAGGAGACUUUACUUUUUAGAAAGUUAACCCUUGUAGGUGAAGAGCUAUGGAAAUAGGACAGGUCCAUAAUUGUUUGACUCUGAUUUUUGAAUGGAAAUAGUGGCAAAUGUCAUUAGAGUGCUGAUUGCAUCGUCUUUAUUCUUCGGACAAUCUUGUCAUGUAAAUUGUGGCUAUAGAAAGGGAUGCCCAGAAUGUGGCAUAUUUUAACCAUCCUUUGUGCUCCCUUUGUGAGUGGAAAAAGUGUGCUUGGACUGGCUUCUGUUUUAAAACCCAGCUUUAACAUAUUUACAUGUGUUUUGUUUGUCUUGUCGCAUUUACAAAUAUUUUGGGAUUGUGGCUUCUUUUGGAUGUCCGGAAUCUGAACUCUCAGAACCCCCUUGAAAAUGAUUCAGACAGUGGACAAGGCAGCUGUGAAAUGAACUCUCCUGCACAGUUAAGCAAGGGAGUUGUACCAGCUGAUGAUGGAGCAGAUUCAGAUGAAGAGAUUUCUGUGAGCAAGAGAGUCAAAUGCAAGAAGGUGCUCCCAGAUAGCGAUAGUGAAGAAGAAGAAGAAGAAGACCUUGUCCCUGAGAUACCGGGGGUCGGGACUCAUGAUGUGGAAGGUGGAACCGCAAAUGAUAAAUUUGCUGCUCGAGAGAAGAAAUCUAUCCAAACCUUUCCAGUUGUGGAAGACAGUGAAGGCAGUGAUGCUGAGAACCUGUCACCGAAGGUUCUGUUGGAGAACGUGGGAAAACCUGAACGAAAGCCCAAGAGUCGUAAAACGAAGCAAAGGGAUGGAACAGCAAAGGACAGUCCCAGGAAAAGGAGGAUGAGGAAAGACAAAAAACUGAAGUCCCUUAGUCAGAUGAUUAAGAAAGAAAAGCCACCAGAAAAAGAGGAGAAAGAGGGAGAGCUAUCGUUCAACGACAGUGGGUGUCUUCUGGCCGAUAAAGAUCUCUUUGAGAAUGGUUUGGAAGAAGAAGAGGAUCUGCUCUCAGCAGAUGAAGAGUCCCUUGAAUUAAUAAAAGCUGCUGCAAAGCAGAAAAUGAGAAAGCAAAAGCUGUUUUCUGAGAGUGAAGAUUAUGUAUAUACGAUGGAUGAAAGUGAGAAGUCCCUGUUAAAGGAACCUAAGAAGGAGAGGAAGGCAGCCAAGUUAAGUAAAGAAGCAAUGAAGCAGCUACAUAGUGAGAGCCAGCGGCUGGUUAGAGAAGCCGCUGUUCCUCUCCCGUAUCACGUGCCCGAAGCCAAAAGCGUUCAUGAAUUCUUCAGGCGUAAACCUCGCCCUGUUUUCCAGGGAAGUGCAAUGACUUUGCUAAGAUCCACUAAGAAUCUGUCUGGUCUAGAGGCAGAAGGUGCUGUUCCAAAGAAGGCCAGCGCCAUCUACCAUGAGAGUGACCAGUUAGCAGUGAAGGAAUUGGGAGUCAGAGCCGACCCACAGGAUCCGGUCCCCCUGAAUCCUGCAUCUGGCAGCACAGACCGUUCUUCUUCUGAGAGAGUGGAAAAUGGGAUAGACUGCCUUGAACAGAACGGACAGAGCAGCGAUCCCAAAAGCAGUUGCCCAAGAGCGGAACUGCCUUCUGAAAAACAAGACAAUCCUGGUGAAAUCCCUGCUGAACGCCUCCAAUCACUAGAGACCAAACAGGAAGGAAAUGUACUUGAACAGGGAGAGGAGCCUUCUUUGGACUUGCGCACAGGGCCCAAAGAACCUGAUCAGCCGCUGGCGACGGCCUCUCAUGGAAAAACAAAGAAGUCCAAACUGGCUCAGCUUCGGGAGCUGGGAGUCGAUCUAACCAUCAAGCCCAGACUGUGUUCCGGGGAUGUUUCAUUUAUAGAGCUUGACGACGUGAAACCUAACAGAGAACUGGAAGCACUGAAAGAGCGUUUUGUGAAACAUGCACUUCACACGACCAAACCAAAGUCAGAACGAACGGUGAGUUUGAAUAUCAUUCGUAAAGAGACAACGAACGAGGGCAAGGAGGAGCUGAAAGCAGACGUGGUACCCGUGGUCCUGCCUGCAGAGGCGAUAGAAGAGGUGACCCACAUGAAACCAGGUGAAAAGCUACGCCUGCUGAAAGCUAAGCUUCAGGAGGCCAUGAAGCUGCGCAGGACAGAGGAGCGCCAGAGGCGGCAAGCAUUGUUCAAACUGGAUAAUGAGGAGGUGAUGGAGGAGGAGGAGGAAGAGGAGGAGGAAGAAGAAGACAUGACCGAUGAAUCUGAUGAAGAGGAGGAAGAGAAAGGCAAUCAAGAGGGCAUAGAGUAUCUUCUUGGUGAAGCAGAGGAGGAAGUGGAAGAGGAGGCCUUAGAAGAUGGGGAUAAAGAAUCUGUAGAUGAGGAAGAAGCGACAGAGGCUGUGAAUCGCCGUGCUGUUCCGAAACCUUCCUCCACAGAAUCAACUUUGCUGCUUUUCAAGGAUAACUCUUCCAAAACAGGAUGUUUUUUUCCGAGCGAAAAGGCUGAAAUAGAAGAAGCCACGGACAAAAGACCAAGCAAGCCUGACGACGAAGAUUCAUUUUUGCUGCCAAACCUGGCAAAGGAGAACAGUCACAACAGCAGCUUUGAACUUAUUGGUUCCAUGAUUCCAUCCUAUCAACCCUGUAAUAAGCAAAUGGCAUGGAGGGGCGGCUUCCUGUCCACCCCUGCAGCUGUCCGCUCACCUUCCCCUGGGUUUUUCAAAACAAGCUUUAUCAGCUCUGCUUCAAAAAGUUCGGGAAAGGCAUCUGAGCCUUCUUUACCUAUAGAAGAUUCCCAAGAUCUCUACAAUGGCACACCAGAAGAGAAAAGCCCAGUUCGAGCAGCCGGGAGCUUCCCAUUUCAGUUUUCCCUGGAAGAUGACACUCAGAGUCAGUUGCUUGAUGCAGAUGGGUUUUUGAAUGUUGGCCACCAACGGAACAAAUACCAGCCGCCCAAGGACCGCCUGCCUUUGGCUAGCAUGGACGAGAAUGCGAUGGAUGCCAACAUGGAUGAGCUGCUGGACCUGUGCUCUGGGCAGUUUGCCUCCCAGGAGAAACACGUCGGCACCGGCGGUGGCAAGAAGCCGAACAUGGAGGAGCUCCUCAACCUCUGCUCUGGAAAGUUUGCGUCUCAAGAUUCUCCUAUUCAAGCUUCUUCAGCCACCCCUGGACAAGAGAAAGAGCAGAGCACAGAUGACCCCAUGGCCGAGGCACUCGCUCUUUGCUCUGGAUCUUUUCCAACUGACCGGGAAGCAGAAGACGAAGAAGAGAAGGAGUCUGAAGACUUCAAGCUUUUAGCCGAUGACAAUGCCUUUGAUAGCGAAGAAGAGGAGGAGAGCAAAGGGGAGGAGGAGGAGGAGGAAGAAGAAGAAGAAGAGGAAGAACUGGGUGAAUCAGAAGUUGAUGAUGAAGAAGAAGUAUUGAGACGAAGAGAAGGGCUGAAAAAGAAAUUCAAAUUGCAGGACUUCAUGGAGGAGGAGGCAGAGCUGUCAGGGAGCGACGUGGCCAGUGAGGAUGAGUAUGAUGGCGAGGAACUCGAUGAGUACGAAGAAGAAGAACUUGAUGAGGUGCUCCCUACUGCGGUGGAACUCCAGGACCAAGUCAACAAAAUACACAUGAAAGUGACGCUAGAUGAUGACAAACGGCAGCUGCGCUUGUACCAGGAGAGGUACCUUGCCGACGGAGACCUGCACCAUGAUGGCCCCGGGCGGAUGAGGAAGUUCAGAUGGAAGAACAUAGAUGAUUCAUCUCAGAUGGAUAUGUUUCACAAAGACGCUGACGACGAAGAGAAUGAAGAUCAUCCAGACGAGUCAGAAGCCGUGUGGAGGAAGGAGCGCUUUGAACGGGAGCAGUGGCUUCGGGAACAGUCUGAGAAAGGGGAGGAGGAGGAGGAUAUUAUUGACGAGGACAGCCAGUUCAUGAAACUUGCAAAGAAAGUCACCACCCGGUCCCUGCGAAAUAAAGGAACCCCCACCGUUGCUGUUCAGGAAACCAAGUCGCUCCCCAGAAAUCCAUUUGAAACUUUUUGUCCUGCCAGCAACCCAAAGCUAAAGAACGGGUCCCUGUUGAACCGGCCCAAGGCCGUUUUGGAGAAGCUGGCCACCAUGUCGAAUCUCAACCCAAACGCCCCCAGGAACUCGCGGAAUUUCGUCUUCCAGACGCUCUCCCCUGUGAAGACUGAGGCAUCGAGGGAGACAUCAAAAGCGCAGGUCAUCAAGAAAAGGGCUCCCGUUUCCAUUGCAACGCCUCCUCCCAAACGGCUACGUCCCGACAGUCCUUCAGCUCAAGGAACCCGGAGUAUAUUCCAGUACUUGGAGAGGUGAAAGGUGCAGAGGGGUUUCCCUGUGGGUGCCACGCCUGGUCCUCUUCCAGCUGCUUUCUGCACGGCCCGGGAGUCAAGAUUUGGCUCAUGCCUGCCUCUAGUCUGGAACAGCCCUGUAUGGAUAACAGCCACUUUAAACGUGAUAUGCUGGGGUGUAUCACUCCACCUGAAUCCUCAGAUAAGAAGGAGAGCAAGAGAAAGGAUGUCCUUUAUCCGUCAGAUGCAUCUUCAACUGUAUUGUAGUAUUAAUUGGACCUGUAUUUUUUUUGUAUUGGCCUCUUCCCGGACUUCUGUGCUGUGUGGCGCUCCUCUGUGUUGAGGUAGCCAUGCUUCCAUCUUUUUUCUUUUUUUACUACUUCAGAGGCUGUGUGCUACAUACCCACCCCUUCUUUCCUUAAGGCAGUUAGAAGCACCUUGAUUUCGUAUCUUGGAAAGUUUCAGCUUAUGUUUUUUUAAUUAGGGUUUUUACACAUAUUGCUCUAAAGACAAUUCCAUUUUGUAGAACAGGCUUUUAAUUUUUUUUUUAAGAUGAAACCUUCCAGGAUAAAAUUAAGAAAGGGGAAAGGUUUCUUCUGCCAACCGUGUCUUCAUUUUAAAUCGCCCAUAUAAUUUUAUGAGCAUUCCAAAGGUCUGAAAAUGAACAAAGGAGAUCUAAAGAAAAGGAUUUCGUUUAAAGCAAUGAGGUUGGAUUUUAAACCAGGAGAUAAAUGGAAUUACACAACGUGCUUCUGACUCUGUUUGGAAGAUCUUGCACUGAAGACUUUUAUAUACAGUUGCAUCCUGCUGGGUUCUUAACAUUCUCCAAAGCCAUUCCGCCCGUGUUUGAAGACGGUAAUCCCAGACUGUAUAUUUAGUGUGUGUAAAAAUAAAAAAAAAAUAAAGUG
This is a messenger RNA of Pogona vitticeps (central bearded dragon), 5825 nucleotides long. Lineage: Eukaryota; Metazoa; Chordata; Lepidosauria; Squamata; Agamidae. The record is from RefSeq and is a predicted model, not a curated record.